AGCUGAGAAAAAGAAGUGGCCAUGCCAGCACCUUUUUGUGCUUAAAAUAGCAGUGAGUUUAUUCUUGGGACGCGGCUUAAACAAUAGAGGAACUAAAAUUCUACACAGGAGUUCGAAGAAGAAUUUGUUUUGAGCUUAAAAUAGCAAUUGGUGACGCAGAAGAGGGAACUGACAGCUUAGUAGAGCGUGUAGACAGCGUGUCCUGGGUUACGCUGUAGAACGUUGUCGCUAGAGGAAUGCACCCGACAAUCACAAAUGAAAUGGCCACUGAGGAUGGAAAGUUCUUCGCCGACGAGAACCCAAUAAGCACACUAAACGAACUGGAGCGGCUGAUAAGUAAAGCGAACUGAGGCAUCGUUUUGCUGAUAUGAUGACAUGUCCGUGAUGUCUUCAACAGAAAAGGAAAACUUGCUUAAUAUCGUCCAUGUAUCGAUGUUGUCUAAAAAGUCAAUCUUGAAUAAAAAAAAAACAAAGCUAUGGACGGGAUGCCGAGUUCAACCGAGAUCAAGUCAACUCCGAUGCCUCCAAUGGGUUCCAUAGCUCAGCGUUCACCAAAGUGUGCUCGGUGCCGAAAUCACGGGGUAAUAUCCAUACUCAAAGGACACAAACGGUUCUGUAAAUGGCGAGAUUGUGCAUGCGCGGAUUGCAAUCUCAUAGCUGAAAGACAAAGAGUCAUGGCCGCGCAAGUGGCGCUUAGAAGACAACAAGAGAGUGAGGAAGUUGGUCAUCUUUCAUACGGCACAGUACAGUUGUGUUUUAAUCAAAAUCUACAAAAGGCACCAAGAAUCAUUCCACCCUCACCAACAUCCCCAAAGGAUGCUCAACUGCCAAGAACUGCUAGUUUGUCUUCUCGCUCAAGCUCGCCAAACAUUGACGAUACCAACAAUGAGCUGGGGUCUCCCGCAAGCAGUGCAAACGAUGAAUUUCCAAUGGACAACAACACCGAAGGUUUCUCCACGAGAUGGAAACGUGAACGAGACGACGACGAAGAUGAGCGGCGGCUAAGAAUGUCACCAGAAACGAAAAGACAGAGACACGAGAAGAUAUCCCUACAAAAUGGCGAUAGCAAAGUCAUGUCAAGCUCUGAUCAUUCCAGGUACAUGAACAUCCUUACACGGCUCUUUCCGGAGCAAAAAAGGAACGUUCUGGAGUUAAUUCUAAAGGGGUGUGGAGGUGACGUUAUCCAGACAAUAGAGACCGUUCUUCCGAGUCACGAGGAAGCCCUUGCUCGGGGCCAGUUACUUGCCACUGUGCCUAGAGGUCUCUUUCCCGGGCCCCCUCCACCAUCUAGCUAUUCAGCCUUUUCGCCCCUGUCUCCCACUCUUCCUCACAAUAUGCCAUUGAGUGCUGUCGAGUACCACGCAACUUCUAAAUGUGCAAGUGGCCAAUGUCCCGGAUGUGUGUACUACCCAGGAGCCGGUCCUAUACCAGUACUCAAGGAUCCUACUAAGCGUCAAACCGCAGACGUACCAUCUACGCUAAUACAUUCCAUCUCCGAGCACAACUCGCUACCGAUUUCAACUAUGCCUGGCUUGACUAAAAUUCCACAUCUUGAGGAUACGCGGUAUAGCCAAAGUAUGCGGUCAGCAACCGCUGCCUUAAUGACCAUGAGCUCGGCUGGAAGAGUGUUUCCUGCGGACCGACUACCACAAAGGAAUGAUCGCAGUCCUCCGACUCAUUCUCCCCACACCUCUCCUAAGAGUGAGGCUGACGAAAAGCCCUAAAAUCGAUGACUUCAUUACAGAGGAUAAGAAAAUAAAAGAACUUGAAUAUAUUAGAAAUAGUUAAUCCAAAAUGAGCCAGUGAAACUGGAACAAAUAGGGUAGAUAUUUCUGUUUGUAAGAAUUGAGUUUGAACUAUAUCUACAUACUUACGAGUGAUAGACUGGUGAUCAAUAACAGAAAGAUUUGAGAGCAUUAGUGCUUGUAGCGCUUGUCACUCGGCCGUUUACAAAACGAAAAUUGUCCUAGUAAAGAUUAUUAUUAGUGUUUAUCUGAAUCGUAAUAGCCAGGCUACGUGAAUCAAUUGGGGAAUUGUAAAUACUACUACUUAAUACUGAAAGUUCUUAGAGCUUUUUCUUAUGUUUUCUAAGCUAUUUUAUUAUUUUAUACAACAAAGAAAUAGUCUCAGAAAUAGUUUGGUAUAGUUGUAGAAAGAUAGGCGACAUAUUCAGUAAUUUCAGUUAGAGUGUAUCACUGACAAGGAAUUCUCGCUAACGAGGGCUUCAUAUCGGUUAACAUCCUAAGUACAGUCAAUAAGAGAUACUUGGUGAAGUGCUCUAGGCACAGCCGUUCAAAAGUAGUAGUUUUUUGUGGAAUUUACAUAAACAGCGACGUAUAAUGGCUUCUUUUAUUUUUCCAUUAUUUCAAUUUUUCAAUAUUUUAUUAUGUGUUAAAGUAAAGUUGUUCCAAAGCCUUGCCCUAAAGAAUGUAAAGUUAUAGAACACAAUAAGGUAAUUGAAUACAAAUGUAAACUUGUAUCAUAAAACUAUUUUCGUACCAGCUUAGAGUAGUCCGAAAUUAACAACGUAGAGACAUGCGCUGUACCUCAAGCAGGAGCGCCGAUAGCUAGAAUGACAAGUUUAAUAUAGAACAUUAUCUUACUGUUGUGUCGGUAGUCGAUUGAUAUUUUUUUCCGUACCUUCAGUCUACACUAGCGUGAAGAGCAGGGUUCAGGCAUAGAAAAUUGACUUCAACCUUCAGUUUUUUUUUAAUCUGUCAAGCUUUGUGAAAGUUCUAAUUUUGGUUGUAAAUCCUAAAUUCCUCUCUUAUGAGAAAACAUAAUAAUAAUCCGCAAAGCUUUCUAUUUUCUCCUAGGAAUGAAAGAUUAGUUUAUUUCGUCUGUGAUAAAGAGAGCAAUGCAAUACAAACGAUCAACGAGGCCUCAUAGAAUGUUAUUACUGUUCUUAUUGCGGUAGAGCAAUAAGAGAGCAAUGUAAUAUAAAUUAUCAAUAACGCCUCAUAGAAUGUUAUUACUUUUCUUACAGCGGUAGAUGUAAUACAUCAGUCAUUCAGCACUUGGGAACAAACCAUAGGCUUCAAAACUGAUACAUCAUGAAUGAGAAAAUGAUGAGAUAAAUCUUUAUCUUUGAUCAACUUGAAAUAAAAUUAGUCUGUACAUUGAAAA
This is a messenger RNA of Stylophora pistillata, 3126 nucleotides long. Its product is annotated as doublesex- and mab-3-related transcription factor A2. Lineage: Eukaryota; Metazoa; Cnidaria; Anthozoa; Scleractinia; Pocilloporidae. Gene Ontology annotation, cellular component: nucleus. Gene Ontology annotation, biological process: sex differentiation; regulation of transcription by RNA polymerase II. Gene Ontology annotation, molecular function: RNA polymerase II cis-regulatory region sequence-specific DNA binding; protein binding; DNA-binding transcription factor activity, RNA polymerase II-specific. The record is from RefSeq and is a predicted model, not a curated record.